AUGUCCCGGAGUCCGGGCCGCUCCAGACAUGGCUCCGGAGCUGCACCGGUGCUCGCACGUAGUAGACGAAAAUUGGGCACCGCACACGCCAUGCUAGCACAUGCUAAAACGCGAUAG
This is a messenger RNA of Phytophthora nicotianae INRA-310, 117 nucleotides long. RefSeq lists its product as hypothetical. The transcript has a single exon. The record is from RefSeq and is a predicted model, not a curated record. NCBI's taxonomy places the organism in Eukaryota, Oomycota, Peronosporomycetes, Peronosporales, Peronosporaceae. The coding region runs from base 1 to 117 and encodes 38 amino acids.